Molecule: messenger RNA, 4078 nt
Organism: Penaeus chinensis
Lineage: Eukaryota; Metazoa; Arthropoda; Malacostraca; Decapoda; Penaeidae
Exons: 9
Coding region: 108-1406 (432 amino acids)
Source: RefSeq, a predicted model, not a curated record
CCAUCAGGCAGAAUAAACCCUUAACCCCCACUUGGAUAAGACAAAACCACUCCCAAGGGCCCCGUCUGUUCAAUAAAAGGCUCAGAAGUGACACAGGAAGGGCGGGGAUGCUCGACAAGGUGUUAUCAAGGCACCAGGCAGGCUCGGCAGGGUGGCAGUGCGAGGCCUGGUUCUCUCUGGUUCUGUGUCUGGUUCUGUGUCACGGUGCUCCUUCACGCCACUCCUGCAGGUGCUCCUCGAGUCUCAGGGCCUCUCGAGCGGGAUUUUCACAAGGGACACGCUGUCUUCUUCUCCUAGACAUGGCUUCGGAGAAACUCAAAGUGAUGGUUUUGGGAGGGUGUGGCUUUAUUGGCAGAUACAUAGUAGGUGAAUUAUUGGCCAAGAAUGUUGCAUCUACAGUUUGCGUUGUAGACAAGGUUCCACCCCAGAUUGCGUGGUUGAAUGAAGAGCAGAACAAGGUGUUCAAUGAUGAACGAGUGGUAUUCAAAAGUGCAAAUCUCAUUAAUACAGCAUCCUGUGAAGCAGUGUUUGCAGAGGAGGAGUGGGACUGGGUGAUAAAUGCAGCAGGGGAAACUAAGACAGGACAGGUUGAAGCCGUGUACCAUGAAGGAAUUGUUCGCCUUUCAACCAACUGUGCAAAUGAAGCAGCAAAGAGGAAGGUGAAAAUCUAUCUGGAGGUUUCAGCAGGAAACAUGGGGUCAGAUGAAAAGACUCCCCAGAAGGAGGCUGACGAUUGCCACCCAUGGACUAGCAUAGCCAAGAACAAACACCAGGUUGAGAAGGAGAUACAGAGCAUCCCUGACCUGAACUGGAUCAUUGUGCGUCCUGCCAUUGUAUAUGGCAAGUCUGACCGAACUGGCCUUACUCCUCGCCUUGUGUUUGGUGCUGUCUACCGUCACUUGGGUGAGAUGAUGAAGAUGAUGUGGGACGAGAACCUAGUCGUCAAUACUGUGCACGUUACUGAUGUUGCAAGAGCCAUUGUGUGGUUGUGCCAGCAAGGGAAGACUAAACAAGUCUAUAACAUUGUUGAUGAUGGUAAUACUAAGCAAGGAGACGUCAAUAAUAUUGUUUCAGAUAUAUUUAACAUCAAUCAUGACUACUGGGGCAACACUCUGUCAACCAUUGCAAAGACAGAUGCAGUGGGGCUUGUCAGUGAAAUCAAUGAGAAGCACCUGGUUCCUUGGGCUGCCAUUUGCUCAGCUGGUGGUCUAGACAACACUCCCCUCACCCCUUACAUUGACCAGAACUCGGUUCAUCCUAACCACCUGCACCUCGAUGGUUCAAAGCUACGUAAGGAGGGAUUCACAUUUUCCGUGCCAAAGCCUAGUCACGACAAUCUCAUGGAGAUAUUGAAAGAUUUCAUCGGCAUGAAGAUGUUCCCAGCCAAUGCUCUUCCAAGUCAGUAAUUGAGUUCAAGACUACCUUACAUAAAGAAUAUUUCAGGUGCAAAGGAAGCAGUGAGGUUGCAUUGCAAAUAAGAAGGGAGACAUGUGAAGAAAAUUAAGCUGAAAAAUCAUUGGCCUCUUCACCCAGUGAGCCGGAAAAAAAUUAUAGACAUGUUAUUGUUGUUAUGAUCCCCCCCCUCCCCCUCUUGGUCCAUGCUUAGAAUUGAACAUUAGCUAACAAUUUGUAGGACACCCCAGAAGCUCUCAUGAUUUCAAAGUCUUUCAAACAAAGGAAAAUAAGAGAAGACCAUGGUUAUUAGUCAGGGGCCUUUUAAGACAUACAAUGUCAGUGAUAGAGUUUAUUAGUUUAAAGGUUUUAUACAAAAUAUUAACUAAUCAAAUGAGAAAAUAAAUAAAGCAUUCAUUAGUAAGCAUAAGGCAAUUAGUGUGCUUGUAGUAUAAAAGUUUUUUUUUUCCUUUUCCCUCUCUCAUUUUUAUCUCUAAAAGUUUACAGUGGGAGAAGUGAAGUACAAUUUUCAUUACUAUCUAGAGUGAAUAGCUUUUACUUUUGCUGCUCUUACUAAAAAGGUUUUGGAUGCAGUGUUAACUGUGAAAAGAUAUCAAGUUAGGCACAGCAUUCAAGUUGUGAUUGUGACAGCAAAGGGAUAUCAAAACAAAUUCACUCUGACUUGCCUCUAUGCUGACUGUCACUCCUCUCUACUAAUCUCUCUUUUCUUUCUCUCUUCACUCUCUUUUUUUUUCCUUUCCUUCCUCUCUCUUCUCCCCUUCUUGCUUUCUCAUUCUCUGUUUAAUUCUCAUGAAACAAUUUUUGUUUAAUUUAAGUGUUCCAAAGAUGGUAAAUCCAGUGACAAAAAAAAAAAAAAAAAAAAAAAAAAUAUAUAUAUAUUUAUCAUCUGUGGUGCUUGGUUGGCUUUCAAUGUGCCAAUAGCAUUCUUAGUCUUUUUCAUAAGAGAAAAGAAGGAAGUACUGUCUUCAGAUGCCUUUUCUAUCUGUUAAUUACUACCAGAAGGCACAAGCAGGUUAAUCAACUUGUUUAUCAGCAUGGAGAACUAACUGUGACUAUUGAUUUUUCAUGUAAAUAAUCUGGGAACACUAACAAGUCUCACAUAAGGUCUGUUAUUAUCAGAGUUUUUCUGAGGGUAAUUUGACCAUUGCUCAAAGGUCACAAGAUAUUCAGUGCUAUGCCAUGCAGGGCCACAUUUUUUCUAUGACAUUCUCAUAAUACAUAAUAUGGAUAUUUUUUUAUGUUAACUUUCAUUGUUUCUUCUUUUUUUAUGUUCACUUGGUUUUGUGAAUUUCUGUGUAGUGCAAUAUGGUCAUUAUGUGCUCAUUAAAUUCAAUGACCCAUAUUUGUGGGUCAGUGAUCAGAAAGAUGGUUACUGAUGAAUAUGAGAAGAAGACUCUUUUCAUUGUCAGUUAUUGUUGAAAUAAUCCAAAUGUUAUACCCUGUUGGAUGCUUAAAAAAUAUGUUAGAAUUGAAUGUGUUAUAUAUGUUUACUGAAGUCUGAAGCAGAGAGUCAACUAAGAAAAUACAUUCCAUUUAAUGUGAAACAUGAAAGUAUAUUCAAAAGAACAUUUUCAGUGUUAUAACAAAAGGAAUUUAACUUUGCAUAUGUUUCCAAGUACACAGGACUCUCCAAAUAUUUCUUGAGUUCACUGUGAAUUGAAACAGGGACAUCAGUUGUCAGAUUAUAAGAAAAGUUAAUAGCCAUUAGUCCAAGAAUUAAGAAUGUAAUGAAAAGAACAGUAAUUAGUUUGUUUGUUUUUCUUUUUAAGCAAACACUCCAAUAUAAUGUAGGUAAGCAUAGAUGGUUAAUAGAGUAAUGGCUAAUGGCCUAUUUGGAAUUCUUAUUUUGCUGUGCUUAAAAUUGCUUAGGGUUCAUUUCCUUCUUAAAACAGGCUUACAGUAAUCUUGUAUGGAUAUUGUAAUCUUUCAAGAAAAUGAAGUUUUUGUAUUAUGCCUAUUUCCAUUCACCUAAGACGGUGUGUUUGGUUAUGUCUUUCCGUUACCUUUCUCUCUCUCUCUCUCUCUCUCUCUCUCUCUCUCUCUCUCUCUCUCUCUCUCUCUCUCUCUCUCUCUCUCUCUCUCUCUCUCUCUCUCUCUCUCUCUCUCUCUCUCUCUCUCUCUCUCUCUCUCUCUCUCUCUCUCUCUCUCUCUCUCUCUCUCUCUCUCUCUCUCUCUCUCUCUCUCUCUCUCUUUUUCUCUCCAAAAGGAAUUUGUUCAGACAGGUUUCAUUAAUCAUUUGUACUAGAGACUACCACAUUUGAUUCAGCCUUAUUUAGUCAGUAAUUUUUAAAAACAUGUAGUAAGUGGUAGUCAUUCUAAGUCCAUAAUCGAGAACAAAAAAGACGAGACAGGCUUAUUAAUAAGUGAUAUUGGUUGACUUUCUGUGGAGACAACAUGCUUUUGCUCAUUUCCAUUUGAGCACAUACCAAUGUAAUAAUUAGUAAAGUAAUGUUACCAUUCCUAUUUGUGGUUAAGUGUAGCUAGGUGUUUCAAACAUUCUAUAAACAUUGACAUAUUUGUUGAAAAUCUUUAAUACCUUUAAUGUGUUUAAUUGCAUCUUAGCUCUGUUAACUGGUUUGUGAGUGUCAAGUCAGGUAAAUCCAAGAUGAAUUAUGUUAAGAGAAGUGAAAAGAAACGUAAUCACUUUUUUUUUUUUUCUUUCUUU